Molecule: messenger RNA, 2045 nt
Organism: Conger conger (European conger)
Lineage: Eukaryota; Metazoa; Chordata; Actinopteri; Anguilliformes; Congridae
Product: E3 ubiquitin-protein ligase TRIM35-like
Exons: 8
Coding region: 191-1525 (444 amino acids)
Molecular function (GO): protein binding
Source: RefSeq, a predicted model, not a curated record
CCUGUUAGGCUACUGAGGCAUCUUAGCAACAGCUUGAGUCUCAGGUGAAGGAUUGUGACAUACUUCAGACUCCUGAACGGUUCCACUUUCUUUUUUUCUUUAUUAAUAUCACGGUCAUUUCUCAUAUCACGUUUGAGUCUCUCGCUCUUUAGAGCGACUUGCCUCCCAAACCCUCCUGGCUAUACAGCAAAUGGCCGCCUCACAGGAGAUGACAGCGUCUCAGCCAACCUGCAGGAAACACAAGGCUCCCUUGUGCCUGUACUGUGUGGAGAUGGAAGAACUGGCCUGUGAAGGCUGUAGAGAGGCUUACGGCCGCAAAAAGUAUCGCUUCUGGCCAUCGCAGGAAGCCGCCAAAGAACACAAGGUGGUCCUCACAAUUUCUCGGGAGAAACUGCUGAAAAAGGUGGAAGGACAUGAGAAAGCUCGCAGAGUCUUCACUGACAUGGCCAAGCAUCUGAAGGGCCAGGCCCAGCAGACGGAGAGAGAGAUGAAAGACGAGUUUGAGAAACUCCAUCGGUUUCUGCGCGAAGAGCAGGAGGCCAGGAUCGCCGCGCUGAAGGAGGAAGAGGAGCGGAAGAGCGGGAUGCUGAAGGAGAGGAUUGAGAAGAUAACUAAAGAGCUGCCCUCCAUCUUAGACACAAUCAGCACCAUAGAGAAGGAACUGCAAGCUGAAGACAUCGCCUUCCUGCAGAACUACAAGACCACAAUUGACAAAACAUGGCGCGCCCUGCAGGAUCAACAAAGCCAGCCUGGUGCAUCCAACUUCAUGACCCAAUUAGCUGAGCUGAUGAAACUACCAGGCCAGGUCCAUGCUGAUACAGUGCAAAGGAUGUGCAAACCACCUCAGGAACCUGAGCUCAUUACUGGAGCCCUGAUCGACAUGGCCAAACACCUGGGCAAUCUCAAGUUCAGGGUCUGGGAGAAGAUGCAGGGGGCUGUUCAGCACACUCCUGUUAUUCUGGACCCCAACACUGCUGCUCCAUGUCUCACUCUGUCUGAGGGACUGACCAGUAUGAAGUUCUGUACGGACAACCCUCAGCUCCCCGACAACCUGGAGAGGUUCACCCUCGGAAUUUUGGGGUCCCAGUGCUUCACCUCCGGGAAACACCAGUGGGACGUGGAGGUGGGGGACAACUCCAACUGGGCGGUGGGAGUGGCCACACAGUCUGUUGUGAGUAAGGGCCGGAACGUCCAGCCGCGUCAAGUGCGGGGGGUUUUAGCCCUGUGUUUUGUGAAUGGAAAAUACCAGGUGAAAACAACACACCUCCCCAUCCCGUGGAGGCUGCAAAGGGUGCGCGUGGAGCUGGACCGGAGCAGCGGAAACGUGACCUUCUCCGACCCGGUCCGUAACCGCCCCGUCUUUACUGUCGACGUUCAUUACACGGAGCCGGUGUUUCCGUACUUCCGCAGCUCCUGCGAGGAGCACCCCCUGCGGGUCGCUCCGGAGAGGGUCAGCGUCAGCGUCCAAGCUCCAACGCAAGAAGAACAAGGCCUUUUCCCUCAAAUAUUUAACUGGUAUUUGUAGAACAAUUUGGAAUUAAAAGCCAAAAGGUACCGCUACGGGCGGAUAAGUCUUUUGCAGACAACAUUCCUUACAUAAGUAGCAUGGAAAUGUAUUGUUUGACCAAUCAGCAAUGUGCCCAUUAAGUGCACAGCCAAUCAGAAGUGAACUUGCUACACCAGAAUGAACACUGGAAACUUGGAGUCCUCCUGCUUAGAAAUGGCAUACUUUUGAAAAAAGCUAAAUUUUGCUACAUUUCUGGUAAUACAUUUUAUAUCUUUGUAUCUUAGAUACCUUAUUUUAUGUUAUGGUGCUGGUACUGUAAGACGGUGGAUUGGUUAUUUGGCGUGAAUUAUAGGGCUGGUGUCACAGACAGAGAUUAGGCUAAAUUACAGUUUGAAUGGAGAUUCUCCUGACAACACUCAUUCCAGUCCUAGAUAAGGCUUCAUGGAGUAAUGGAGCAACUAUCAAAAUCUAGCUGUAACACAAGGUGCUGGUGAGUAAGGGCGUGUCCAACUCAAUUCCAUUAAAGGCUUUAAUGCAA